Penicillium canescens is the source of this 2763-nucleotide messenger RNA. RefSeq names its product secretory pathway Sec39 family protein. Gene Ontology annotation, biological process: retrograde vesicle-mediated transport, Golgi to endoplasmic reticulum. Lineage: Eukaryota; Fungi; Ascomycota; Eurotiomycetes; Eurotiales; Aspergillaceae. The coding region runs from base 1 to 2763 and encodes 920 amino acids. The record is from RefSeq and is a predicted model, not a curated record. The transcript has 4 exons.
AUGGCUCUCGAGUUGUCAGACGCGCACGCUAUCCUGCUAGCCACGAUCCUCUGCGCAGGUGGCAACGUGGCCGACUUGCCCGUUCUACAGGCGCAGUUUCCUCAUUGUUUUCCACUGGAACGCCUCCUGCGCAUUAUCCUGACCUUCCUCCCGGAGAGUACAGAGCCCUCUCACUACACUUCGGUAAUUCAAAAGCUAGCCAAUAGCUCCAAUAUUGUGCCCGCAGACCGAUCGCUUGAUACAUCGGCCGUUCAAGACUUGUCCGAAUCGGUAGCCCGAAAGCGCGUACGGAAGCUUAAUCUACGACCACUACAACGCCCCGACGAGGAAGAGGAUGUCGCCUCCGCAGAUCCGCUGACUCAAUUUAUCAUACAUCGGGCGCAUCUGAUCGACUCGGAAACAGCACUCCAGCCACUCGUCCUCGAACUCGUUCUGCCGUUCUACGAACACUCGCCAAUUAUUCGAACAUGGCUAAUCUCGAGCCUAUUACCAUUGCUUCGACUGAAUUAUGAAUACUAUGCGCACCGCGACGAGACAAUAUCACUUGAGAUCUUAGAGUCUAUGGACGAUCAGACGGCUGUCAACAUUCUCCUGUCUUUGAUGAGUUCCGAGGGAAGCAGCAUGGACUUGGUUAAUAACUUGAGAGGUCUAAUUGGACCUUGGCUUUAUGGCGGUAACCGAUCGAAACGGCGGAGACUCAACGAGGCUGCUGCGCAGAACUCAGUAUCUUUCAUCGAAGGGUCUUCAAAGACUCCGUCCGCCGAAUUGGCUGGUUGGGAACACGUGAACGAAUGGCUCCUCUCACGAAGUCUUGUGGACCAUGACAGUGUUGUGGGCGCAUUCACACAAUGGGAUGGACCGUCAGAUGUCGAUUUGGGGGCGAAAGAACUGCAGACUCGAUACGGCCAAUCCGGUCUUUCUGUGAUAUAUGCGCAUGCGGAUUCCUCGAUGGCUGUGCUAAAGGGCUCUUUCAGGGUGUUGGAGCGUGUUGCCAAGCUGCUCGACCUAGAGGAAAGCUUAUACUUAAGCUCUGACUCUGUGCUGCCAUCUAUUUACUAUGAUACCGAUUCCAUUUCCUCGACCUCCCGGGCAUCGCUGCUGCAGAACGCCCUCUUGAGACCGACAAAUCCUCUUACUCAGCCGUCGCCUCCAUCGAUCUCAUUCCUCAGCGCCUUACUUAUCUCCCUUCGCAUAUUAACCGAACUUGGUCAUCUGGUUCCCUGUCGUGUUGCCGCAAACAUGUGCCUUCACAGCACCGAGGAGAUGCAACUGGCAGAGCUUAAGAGCGUGGUCAGCUCGACCGUGAAGCAACCCAGGUCAUAUCAAGAAUGGCUAUCGGUCCGGGAACGGCUGCUUUGGCUUCGAGAUUGGCAGGCGGAACAGUCAGAGGUUUGGGAUGAACCUUCAGUUUACCACGGACUUUUCUGGAGGAUUCCGCGUGACACGGUGGAAAUAGAAAUCCUGAAGGCUCUAUUGGCGGCCAGAGAACACCAAUUGGCCGUGGACCUAUAUACCGACUCCAAAGCAGCACCACUGAGUGCAACCCAAGUGGAGUUGGCGGUCCAAGAUGCGAUAUUCGCUGCGUAUGACAACGCAAGCAAUGGCAACCGAACCCGCGGAGGAAUGAAGAGGGCCUACGACAUAUUACAAGCAUUCCAACCACACUUCCCCGGCUCUGUUGGAUUCAAACAGAUCCAUGCUCUCAUCGCCGCGACCCAUGCCCUCUCAUUCUACUCCCUGACUCUCCAACAUGGUGUCCCCUUCCAGCCUGUCAGCAUCCGCGUUCACCAUGACCCUCUUCUAUUGAUUGAGAAGGUCCUGGAGCAAAAUGCAAAGAGCUACACCAAACUGGAUGAUCUCCUAUCUAUCGGGCGCAACCUAGUAGCCGCAGGCGUGCCCACAAACACCACAGCUGAAGCCGAGAAUGAACCAUCUCACCAGAAGCCUUCAGAGGAAUCCAUCCUCCUCACAGCCGAACGUCGCAUCACCUCCCUGGCAAUCGCCUCCGCCCUAUCCUCAAACGACUUCGGCACAGCCUACUCCUACAUCCUCACCAGGCUAACACCCCCAUCCCUCCUCUCAACCUCCUCCCCACUCCUCACAACCCCCACCGUCCCAGACGACAUCUCCUGGCGAGCCGUCUACAACGCCGGCCGCUACCGCUCCACAACCCCAGUCAACCCACCCCCAACCCUCCAAUCCCAAAUCACCCACCUCUCCCAAAGAAUGGAACUCCUCUCCCUAGCCCUCGUCCUCGUCCCCUCCCCAGACCCCCUCCCCGAAAUCCUAGGUGCCUGGCGCCGUUGCGACGAAGAACUCUCUUCCCUCCGCGCCCGCGAACAACAAGAAGAAGACCUCUGGGACACAAAGGGCGACACCCUCUCAUCCGUCCCAGGCGGGUUCGGACCUUCGGAUUCAGAGCGGGACGCCUUCGAUACCGAGCAGCAACGCGCCGCACGUCGUGCACGUGCCCGUGCAGCUAUGAGUUCGCACCACGAGGCGCCGAUGGGUCUAUUCGAAGUUGCGCGUGGUGCAGCCCUUGCCUUGCAUAAGAACGCCUUCCCACUUCGUGGAGCAGCCGAUUCAACGGCUUCGGGCCCAGGUUCGAAUUCGAAUUUCAAAGUCGCGGCUGAUGGGGAUCGUCCGUUGUCGCCUGAUAGCGAGAGCCGUGUUCGGAAGAGGGAUAUGGUUAGCAAUAUGGUGACUGGUGGUUUGGUUAGUGGUAUUGGGUGGGUAUUGGGUGCUGAUCCUGUGAACAAGUAA